GGAGGCGGCGGGCGCCGCGAAGAAAGGAACAUGGCUCCUGAGGCGCACAGCGCCGAGCGCGGCGCCGGGCACCCGUGCGCCGGACGCCAGUGACCGCGAUGGUGAACUCCAGCCGCGUGCAGCCUCAGCAGCCCGGGGACGCCAAGCGGCCGCCCGCGCCCCGCGCGCCGGACCCGGGCCGGCUGAUGGCGGGCUGCGCGGCCGUGGGCACCAGCCUCGCCGCCCCCGGCGGCCUCCGCGACCAGCGGGGCCUGGAGAUCGAGAUGCAGCGCAUCCGGCAGGCGGCUGCGCGGGACCCCCCGGCCGGAGCCUCGGCCUCCCCUUCUCCUCCGCUCUCGUCGUGCUCCCGGCAGGCGUGGAGCCGCGAUAACCCCGGCUUCGAGGCCGAGGAGGAGGAGGAGGAGGAGGUGGAAGGGGAAGAAGGCGGAAUGGUGGUGGAGAUGGACGUAGAGUGGCGCCCGGGCAGCCGGAGGUCGGCGGCCUCCUCGGCCGUGAGCUCCGCAGGCGCGCGGGGCCGGGGGCUUGGGGGCUACCACAGCGCGGGCCACCCAAGCGGGAGGCGGCGCCGGCGAGAGGACCAGGGCCCGCCGUGCCCCAGCCCGGCCGGCGGUGGGGACCCGCUGCAUCGCCACCUCCCCCUGGACGGGCAGGCGCCCCGAGUGGCCUGGGCGGAGAGGCUGGUUCGCGGGCUGCGAGGUCUCUGGGGAACAAGACUCAUGGAGGAAAGCAGCACUAACCGAGAGAAAUACCUUAAAAGUGUUUUACGGGAACUGGUCACAUACCUCCUUUUUCUCAUAGUCUUGUGCAUCUUGACCUACGGCAUGAUGAGCUCCAAUGUGUACUACUACACCCGGAUGAUGUCACAGCUCUUCCUAGACACCCCCGUGUCCAAAACAGAGAAAACUAACUUUAAAACUCUGUCUUCCAUGGAAGACUUCUGGAAGUUCACAGAAGGCUCCUUAUUGGAUGGGCUGUACUGGAAGAUGCAGCCCAGUAACCAGACUGAAGCUGACAACCGAAGUUUCAUCUUCUAUGAGAACCUGUUGUUAGGGGUACCACGAAUACGGCAACUCCGAGUCAGAAAUGGAUCCUGCUCUAUCCCCCAGGACUUGAGAGAUGAAAUUAAAGAGUGCUAUGAUGUCUACUCUGUCAGUAGUGAAGAUAGGGCUCCCUUCGGGCCCCGAAAUGGAACCGCUUGGAUCUACACAAGUGAAAAAGACUUGAAUGGUAGUAGCCACUGGGGAAUCAUUGCAACUUAUAGUGGAGCUGGCUAUUAUCUGGAUUUGUCAAGAACAAGAGAGGAAACAGCUGCACAAGUUGCUAGCCUCAAGAAAAAUGUCUGGCUGGACCGAGGAACCAGGGCAACUUUUAUUGACUUCUCAGUGUACAACGCCAACAUUAACCUGUUCUGUGUGGUCAGGUUAUUGGUUGAAUUCCCAGCAACAGGCGGUGUGAUUCCAUCUUGGCAAUUUCAGCCUUUAAAGCUGAUCCGAUAUGUCACAACUUUUGAUUUCUUCCUGGCAGCCUGUGAGAUUAUCUUUUGUUUCUUUAUCCUUUACUACGUGGUGGAAGAGAUAUUGGAAAUUCGCAUUCACAAACUACACUAUUUCAGGAGUUUCUGGAAUUGUCUGGAUGUUGUGAUCGUUGUGCUAUCAGUGGUAGCUAUAGGAAUUAGCAUAUACAGAACAUCAAAUGUGGAGGUGCUCUUACAGUUUCUGGAAGAUCAAAAUACUUUCCCCAACUUUGAGCAUCUGGCAUAUUGGCAAAUACAGUUCAACAAUAUAGCUGCUGUCACAGUAUUUUUUGUCUGGAUUAAGCUUUUCAAAUUCAUCAAUUUUAACAGGACCAUGAGCCAGCUCUCGACAACCAUGUCUCGAUGUGCCAAAGACCUGUUUGGCUUUGCUAUUAUGUUCUUCAUUAUUUUCCUAGCAUAUGCUCAGUUGGCAUACCUUGUCUUUGGCACUCAGGUCGAUGACUUCAGUACUUUCCAAGAGUGUAUCUUCACUCAAUUCCGUAUCAUUUUGGGCGAUAUCAACUUUGCAGAGAUUGAGGAAGCUAAUCGAGUUUUGGGACCAAUUUAUUUCACUACAUUUGUGUUCUUUAUGUUCUUCAUUCUUUUGAAUAUGUUUUUGGCCAUCAUCAAUGAUACUUACUCUGAAGUGAAAUCUGACUUGGCACAGCAGAAAGCUGAAAUGGAACUCUCAGAUCUUAUCAGAAAGGGCUACCAUAAAGCUUUGGUGAAACUAAAACUGAAAAAAAACACUGUAGAUGACAUUUCAGAGAGUCUGCGGCAAGGGGGAGGCAAGUUAAACUUUGACGAACUUCGACAAGAUCUCAAAGGGAAGGGCCAUACUGAUGCAGAGAUUGAGGCAAUAUUCACAAAGUACGACCAAGAUGGAGACCAAGAACUGACCGAACAUGAACAUCAGCAGAUGAGAGAUGACUUGGAGAAAGAGAGGGAGGACCUGGAUUUGGAUCACAGUUCUUUACCACGUCCCAUGAGCAGCCGAAGUUUCCCUCGAAGCCUGGAUGACUCUGAGGAGGAUGACGAUGAAGACAGCGGACAUAGCUCCAGAAGGAGGGGAAGCAUUUCUAGUGGCGUUUCUUACGAAGAGUUUCAAGUCCUGGUGAGACGAGUGGACCGGAUGGAGCAUUCCAUCGGCAGCAUAGUGUCCAAGAUCGACGCCGUGAUCGUGAAGCUGGAGAUUAUGGAGCGAGCCAAACUGAAGAGGAGGGAGGUGCUGGGAAGGCUGCUGGAUGGGGUGGCCGAGGAUGAAAGGCUGGGUCGUGACAGUGAAAUCCACAGGGAACAGAUGGAACGGCUAGUGCGUGAAGAGUUGGAACGCUGGGAAUCCGAUGAUGCAGCUUCCCAGAUCAGUCAUGGUUUAGGCACGCCAGUGGGACUAAAUGGUCAAUCUCGCCCCAGAAGCUCCCGCCCGUCUUCCUCCCAGUCUACCGAAGGCAUGGAAGGUGCAGGUGGAAAUGGGAGUUCUAAUGUCCACGUAUGAUAUGUGUGUGUUAGUAUGUGUGUUUCUAAUAAGUGAGGAAGCGGCUGUCCUGAGUUGCUGUAACAAGCACACUAUUUAUAUGCCCUGACCACCACAGGAUGCAAGUCUUUGUGACCGAUUGCUAACCUUCUGCACUUUAAUUUAUUUUAUAUAAACUUUACCCAUGGUUCAAAGGUUUUUUUUCUUUUUCUCAUAUAAGAAAUCUAGGUGUAAAUAUUGAGUACAGAAAAAAAAUCUUCGUGAAGUGUAUUGAGUGGUACGCCCAGUUGCCACCAUGCCUGAGUCUUCUCAGUUGACAAUGAAGUAGCCUUUUAAAGCUAGAAAACUGUCAAAGGGCUUCUGAGUUUCAUUUCCAGUCACAAAAAUCAGUAUUGUUAUUUUUUUCUGUGUGAAGGAGAAUGGGGCAUUCCUUUCCACUCUGGCAUAGUUCAUGAGCUUAAUACAUAGUUUUCUUUUAAGAAAGGAGCCUUUUAUUUCAACUACCUUCCUGGGGUAAACUUUUCUAAAAGAUAAAAAGGAGCAGAACUCCAAAUCAUUGAAUGGGUAUGUAGUCAUUAGGAUAGAAUCUGUGUGAAUGGUUAAGAUGAAUGUUAAAUACUAUGCUUUUUUGUAAGUUUAUCAUAUCUGAUGUCUGUGGGACUACCUGUGUCACUUAAUUUUUACAUUAUUUUGGCUCUAAUUUGAAUAAGCUGAGUAAAACCACCAAAGGUCAGUUAUAGGAUAAAAUGGCAUCUCUAACCAUAACACAGGAGAAUUGGAGGGAGCCCUAAGUUGUCACUAAGUUUAAUUUCUUUUAAUGGUUAGUUUAGCAUAAAGAUUGAUCUACAUGUUCUUUUUCCCAUGUGGCUCUACUCAUUUGCAACUGAAUUUAAUGUUAUAACGAAUCUAGUAAGAACAAGUUACUAAAUUUUUAGUAUGCACUGAAAGUUUUAAUUCAACAAGUAUGUUCAUUUUAAGCAAAAUCUUAAGAAACUUUUGAAAUCCAUAAAGCAUUUGGUUUUAAACUAUUUUAAGAAUAUAGUACUCGGUCAGGUAUGAUGGCUCACGCCUGUAAUCCCAGCCCUUUGGGAGGCCGAGGCAGGCGAAUCACUUGAGCCCAGGACUUUAAGACCAACGUGGGCAAUGUGGUGAAACCCCAUCUCUACAAAAAAUGCAAAAAUAAAAAAUACAGUACUCAAGUAUUCUUGAUCCUGUGUUUCAAAACUAGAAUAUAUAAUCCAAAUGGAGCUCAAUCUAAUAAGAAAGAGGUUUUGGUAUUGAAAGUUCAUACAUUAGACAGUAUCAGCCAAAAUUUGAGCUAGCAACACUGUUUUCUUUACGAGAGGGUCCACCCAAAUUUAUGGGGAGAAAUCUAUUUCUCAAAAAGAAAAUCUUUUACAGAAAUGUUGAGUAAGGUGACAUUUUGAGAGCUAAUAAGCAAAAGAGCAUGCAGUGCUGUUGAAUAACCCUCACUUGGAGAACCAAGAGAAUCCUGUCGUUUAAUGCUAUAUUUUAAAUUCACAAGUUGUUCAUUUAACUGGUAGAAUGUCAGUCCAAUCUCCAAUGAGAACAUGAGCAAAUAGGCCUUUCCAGUUUGAAAGUGAAACAUACUGGGUUUCUGUUAAGUUUUUUCCUCACGGCUUCAUCUCUAUCUUUACUUUCUCUUGAAUAUGCUACACAAAGUUCUUUAUUACUACAUACUAAAGUUUGCAUUCCAGGGAUAUUGACUGUACAUAUUUAUGUAUAUGUACCAUGUUGUUACAUGUAAACAAACUUCAAUUUGAAGUGCAGCUAUUAUGUGGUAUCCAUGUGUAUCGACCAUGUGCCAUAUAUCAAUUAUGGUCACUAGAAAGUCUUUUUAUGAUACUUUUUAUUAUACCGUUUUUCAUUUCACUUGCAAAAUUUCGCAGAAUUCCACCUUUCUACCCAUAAAUUACAUAUAUUUUUCUUCUUUAGUCAUGGAGAAUUCCCCCCUCAUCUCUUCCCUAUUAUCUUUCCCUGUGUACUGGUAUUAUUAAAAAGAUGUUACAUAUGCAGGUCUUUCUCGACAAUCAAGAAUGUUAUUAAUGUGUAAUACUGAGCACUUUACUUCUCAAUAAAAACUUGAUAUAGUAGCAGA
This is a messenger RNA of Cercocebus atys (sooty mangabey), 5106 nucleotides long. It is a transcript of the gene PKD2, whose product is annotated as polycystic kidney disease 2 (autosomal dominant). Gene Ontology annotation, molecular function: calcium ion binding; signaling receptor binding; voltage-gated sodium channel activity. Lineage: Eukaryota; Metazoa; Chordata; Mammalia; Primates; Cercopithecidae. The record is from RefSeq and is a predicted model, not a curated record. Gene Ontology annotation, biological process: potassium ion transmembrane transport; release of sequestered calcium ion into cytosol; detection of mechanical stimulus. Bases 99 to 3008 code for a protein of 969 amino acids. Gene Ontology annotation, cellular component: membrane. The transcript is spliced from 15 exons.